AUGGAAGACGAAAUUGAGGAAUGUAUUAGAAAAAAGACAUUGUGGUUGCAGUUACCUGCAACUGUUAGAAAGCUUUUGGGUAACUCCCCCAAAGAAUAUGAGCGGUAUAUAUUUGAAUUCAGUAUUAAAAAUCAAUUGAGAUACAGGGGUAGUCUUGUAAGGACCGUUUGUAAAGAUGAAAAGAAAUAUUAUGAUACACUUGUGCAGAGCAGUAUACAGAGGCUCAUGCUGUACCCCUAUCACUUAGCUGAUAUGAUAGUUAAAGGUCUGAGGAUAACCCCAUUCAUCUACUAUGUGGAGGUAGUAGCUCUGCUAAUAGAGCUGGAGAAGAGUUAUGACACCAUGCCUAAUUUUACGGCAGCUGAUUGUCUCAGGUUACUGGGCAUUGGUCGUAACGAAUACCUAGAGCUUGUUCCGAAAGCCCGCUCUUUAGGAAGAAGAGGUCGAUCAAAAGCAAUACGUGCACUUUUGCCUCGGGUUCCACUGAACAUACCAAUGCAGCCCUGGUGGAGGGUUGAACUCGGAUUUGUACUCGAAGAUGACGUCAAGCCUUUGAGUGAGAGUGAGAGAGCGCUAAUAGACCUGUUAAUCGACCGCGGAUCGCAGACAGCUGGUACGCUCGACUACAAUGACGUAAAGACUUUGUACAGACUGGGUCUCAUUUACCUGGACGUACCAAUAACGACAGCCGACAAAGUAUCUGUGCCGCCGCUGAAAGGAUUCGUGAUGAAUCGCAUCGCUGGAGACUAUUUCGAGACCUUGCUGUACAAAGUGUUCGUGUCUAUAGAUGAGCAUACUAGUGUUGCAGAUUUAGCGUCUGUAUUACAGAUCGAGUGUGAACUAGUAAAGCAGGCAGUCUCUCUAUACUGCCGAUUAGGGUUCGCAAAGAACUUGCAGCCUCCUCCCGUUGUACCGCAGCAUGUGUCGUGGCAAGAUGCUGUUACCACACAUAAUCACCAACCAUAUAGUCAGAUAUCACCCUUGACAUUCGACCCUAGUAUAGACGAUGACACCAUACAAAUGGAACCAGUCAUCAUAAAGGAGACACCUUCAACUUCUAAACAAGGUCAGGAAGAAUAUAUAGAAAAUAUCAACAACGGCGGUGGUCGAAGGGUGGCCGUGUUGUUUGACUCCACGUUAGCUGCCUACUUAAUGAUGGGGAAUUUGUCACCGGAUUUGAAAAGUCAUGCGGUGACAUUGUUUGAAGUUGGCAAACUACCAGACGAGAGUCUUGAUAGUCUACUUAUGGAGUUAGAUAAGGUAGUAGCUGACCCGGAGAUAGAAGGUGAAGCGCGGCGGUAUUUAGCUGCUGCAGCUUGUUUACGGAUAGCGCUGCGAACGUUAAGGCCGCGGCUACGACCUUUGGACUUGUUGCGUUGUGAAGCGCUUCAUGCUUUAGGGACAGCCGUCCGGACUAGACUGUUGAGUACUAAGUAUAGGCUGGCGUUGUCGACGGCGCCGCUGUCCCGCGAGGCGCGUGCGGGCGCGGCGGCGGGCGGCCUGCCGCACGUGGGGCCCGCCCCGCCCGAGGCCUCCACGCCCUGGAUGCGCCUCUACCUGUACCACGUCGCCGGCUACGGACCGCCCACGCUACUGCUCACUAAGGGCACCCAGCUGCGCAGCGUGCCGCGGCUGCUGCUGGGCUACUCGCGGCUGGCGGUGUCGUGGUGGGGCGCGGAGGCGGCGCUGGAGGGCGCGGGCGCGGCGCUGGGCGCGGGCGCGGCGCUGGACGCGGCGGCGGCGCUGCUGGCCGCCAACACGGCGCUGCGGCGCGGGCCCGUGCUGCUGCAGGCGCUGGGCGUGCGCCAGCCCGCGCCGCUCAAGCACCUCAUGUUCCCGCCCGAGGCCGACACCUGUCCCGAAGCACAAGCGAUGUGGUCGCGUCACGCCGGAUUACGCCGCUUACUGAAACGGUUACGGUUAACUCGCUCAGUUGGUUAUGUCACGUUGGCAGAUAUCGGAGUGAAAGACCUUGGCUGCGCAAGACCACCGGCAACCGUCCAAUUAGUGCAAACCAAAAAGAAGAAAGACAUAUGCGGCAUCGCGAAACCUGUAAGUGAGAUAUCAUUAUCAUCAACGGAAUCCACAGACAAGUACAGCGAAGAGUACGCCAAGUCUUUAGCCAGGCUGCAAUCUCCUAUAGAGUCUCAUUUUGCAGUCACUCCGACCACAGAGAGCAAAAGCACUUCCCCAGCGAAUGGCUUCACAACUGUCGAAGGCGGCCAACUACUAUGCGACGAACUCGAUAAUCUAGCUCUCGAUGACCAGAAGCAUGCACAUAGUAAAGAGUCCAUAGCAUGCAGUGACGAUUUAGUACCCAUACAUUCCUCCUCCACAAGCAUCGAAGACCUUAAACCUGAUAAAAAACAUUCCCAAGAAAAAUCGACUAGUAAAGAUUCAAUAUCGACUAUCGAAGAUCUCGUUCCAAUACAUUCGACCUCGGUCAGUAGUGAGAAUUUAAGUAAGAAAACCGACAAAUCGAUGAACCAGUUGAACGAUCUGUUGAGCCCGGCUGAGGAAUCGAUAUCGAUGUUUACACAGUUAAGUGAUAAGUUGACUGAGAUGUCGGCGGCGGAAGGUGAUAGCGGAGUCGAUACUGCGCACAACAUAUCAGAUGAUGAGACAUGUAAACCUGAGAGAUGGACUAUACUUGAUCUGCAGUUUGGUAUACCUCUGUUUGAUGAAAAUCUAUGUGAAAAAAUAUGCAUAUGUGUCGUAGAACGGAUAGCUAAGCCUGAACUGAUAGAAAAAGUGAAAGAAGACAAUGAAUUCAUUCGUUCAGAUGUACUGAAAUUUGUAUCACAAUGUCAGUACUAUCCCGGCGAGGACAUGGGGAUAGUGAAGCGUGGUUCUCUUGUACCUUUACCUAGAAAGAACCUAGCGUUUGAGAACGGCAGGAUCAGCGAGUGGGCCGGGAAGUGA
This is a messenger RNA of Arctia plantaginis, 2922 nucleotides long. The record is from the annotation of a GenBank genome assembly. Lineage: Eukaryota; Metazoa; Arthropoda; Insecta; Lepidoptera; Erebidae.